Molecule: messenger RNA, 687 nt
Organism: Chanos chanos (milkfish)
Lineage: Eukaryota; Metazoa; Chordata; Actinopteri; Gonorynchiformes; Chanidae
Gene: prl2
Product: prolactin 2
Exons: 5
Coding region: 1-687 (228 amino acids)
Biological process (GO): response to nutrient levels; positive regulation of receptor signaling pathway via JAK-STAT
Cellular component (GO): extracellular region
Molecular function (GO): hormone activity
Source: RefSeq, a predicted model, not a curated record
AUGUUCAGGAGCGCAAAGCAAGUGGCUGUGUUCCUCCUGGCUCUCCUGUGCCUGGAGCCACGUGCCCGUGUCGGCGCGGCGCCCAUCUGUGCUCACGGACACCCUGGCUGUCUGGUCCUGUCCCUGGCGGAUCUUUUCGACCGAGUCAUUCAGCAUUCCGCUCGCAUGCAUGGGCUCUCCAGCGACCUGCACGCUGAGUUUGAGCAAUACUUUCUGCCCAGUAAAAACCACAUUGGUAGAGUUUUUCCCAAGUGUCACACCUCUACCAUUCUAACUCCAAACGGCAAAGAGAAUGCACAGAAAUUGGCUAGGGAGGAGUUGACAGAGGUGAUUUUGAAGUUGUUGGCAGCUUGGCGAGACCCUCUUUCCCAGUUGCACCAGAGUAUGUCUCACCAGCAGGACUUUAAUAGCUUCAGCAGUAACAAAGCCCUGGAGAUGUCCGACAUGGCUCACCAGUUACACAAGGGCGUGGAGAAAGUGGCCGAGAAAAUGCAAAUGCUAGGAAUGAUCAGCAACUCUCUAAACAACCUGGCCUCCCAUGAAGUCCUGCUCCCACCCUCUGACAGCGGCGAAAAAUCUCCCGUGAGUGACCACGAGCUUCUCUACUGCUUCCGCAGGGACUCAAACAAGGUCCAGAACUACUUGAAGAUCCUCAAAUGCAGAAUCAUGCCAGAACACGGCUGCUAA